GCUGUGAAAGGUGUUGUGCUUCAUUUCUUUUUGAAAAGCCUGAGGUGAGGGUCGCAGAGGUGAAGCUUGAUGCUUAAUUUUCUAUAGAUAUUGAAGGAAUUGAUUAAAUGAUUAGCACCAGUUUGCUGUUUUGUUAUUGUGAUUCAGACACAGGUGGACUAACUCCGAAGUCGGGAGCUUGAAGCCUCAGCAUGAUGAGCCGUCCACAGAAAUACAUAGAAGGUGAAGCUCUUCACUGUCAACGUGAAAAAUCAAACAAUGCGUUAAAGCUCAGAGUGGCCGUGCUGGUUGUUUGUGUUCUCCUGGUAUCGGCUCUCGUGGUAAUUUAUCUCUUGUUUGAGCUUUUGAAAACCAGGGAAAUGCUCAGAAACCUUGAACUGAAGCAGGUAACUGUAAAAACUGAUGUCACAGUUGAACCAUAUUACAAAUGUGAAGAUGGCUGGGAGCAACACAGAGGAAAGUGCUAUUAUUUCUCCACAAGAAAAUCAUCCUGGGAUCAGAGCAAAACUGAAUGUAGCACUAAAGGAGGAGGCCUGGUUAAGAUAGACAGCAGCGAGGAGCAGAGUUUCUUGGGGAAAAAUGUUCAACAAAAAACGGUGGGAUACGACGACCUUUUCUGGAUCGGCCUGACAGGCUCAGCAGAAGAGGGCAAAUGGUUGUGGGUGGACGGCUCACCACUGAACGAAAGGUUGACAUUUUGGAAGGAUCAAGAGGCAGAUGAUUUGAGUGGAGAAGAUCCCGAUGGAGACGACUGUGUGGGGAUGGGGCCAAUGUAUUGGUUUGAUAAUUCCUGCAAAGUACCACAAAGAAGUAUUUGUGAGAAACCGGCUUUGAUUCUGUGUGGAUAAAUUUCAGUUCAGGAACAACAGUAUGAGCAGACGAUAUGCUGCAAACAUUUAAAGACAUCCAGAAAUGUUUAAUGAAAAAAAUACUAUAUACACUGUUUAUAAUGAAAUACAUUUUAAUAAUUAUUCUGUGUCUGAUUUUCUU
Molecule: messenger RNA, 990 nt
Organism: Haplochromis burtoni (Burton's mouthbrooder)
Lineage: Eukaryota; Metazoa; Chordata; Actinopteri; Cichliformes; Cichlidae
Product: CD209 antigen-like protein A
Exons: 6
Coding region: 192-848 (218 amino acids)
Source: RefSeq, a predicted model, not a curated record